This is a messenger RNA of Ctenocephalides felis (cat flea), 3021 nucleotides long. RefSeq lists its product as uncharacterized. Bases 1 to 3021 code for a protein of 1006 amino acids. The transcript is spliced from 15 exons. The record is from RefSeq and is a predicted model, not a curated record. NCBI's taxonomy places the organism in Eukaryota, Metazoa, Arthropoda, Insecta, Siphonaptera, Pulicidae.
AUGACGUUUCGUUUAGGCCCACAGGCUCGUGUGGACAGUGUCGUGAGUUUGAACCCCGCUCUGGACAACCUGAUAUGGCGCAGUAGAGGAGAAGACCUUCUAAUAAAAUGUCUUUCAACCCGUUUUGCUGGUGCUGAAAAAAGAGGCUAUAGCUGGACACGAGAUGGAGCCCUUUUUCCAGCAAGUGCCUCAUCUGCCCUUUGGGAAGAUUUGAGUCCGGAUGGAAGCAUUUUAAGGAUAUUUAAUAUACAAAAAUCUUCAACCUACGUCUGCCACGUGAGCGAUUCCGCUGCCGGCACCUCCGGCUCGGCCUCAGUCCGCGUGACCGUGGCUACGAGCGGCGAGUCGGCCGGCCCGGGAUGCCGCGGGGACGAAUGGUCGGAAACGAGCACCGUGCCGGGCGGUCUGGCACUCGCCGACUGCCCCAGCGGCUACGACGGUCAAGUACGCGUUCGCUGCGACGAGACGUCGCGCUGGGAACGGGCCGACUACUCCGAGUGCAUCGCCCGUGAAGUGCAAAACAUUCGGGAUAAUUUUGAACGUUUGCGCCUCGGUUUCGAAGUGACCACAGUCCAAGACGUGCUCAGGUCCUGCCUGUCCUGGUUGCAGUCACGUUCGCAAGCUCUUUCAGGAGAAUUCGAAGCAGUGCUUCUAUUCAUUCUGGAAGUUUUGGAAUAUGUUGAAAAUAAUAGAGCAGAACGGACCGUCACGAAUUGCCAUUUAGCUCUGGAAUGUGCCAACGAGAUUCUGCGCCACGACGACGGACUCAUCUCAUCACAGAGCGUGCACCGACUGAAGGAAUUCGUAAUAGCGUCCGGCCGUACCUUAUCCGAGGCGAGUCCUCUGACGACGCAUCCGCACGCCCUGAAAAUGAGCGAACUUUGGGUGGAUUACGGCGGCGUCGAGGGGGUGCCCCAGCGCCUCCUAUUAUCUGGCAGCGCACCUGAAACCCAGUUUUCGGAGGACUCCGUCUCUGUGAUGCUGGAAGAUAACGAACACAAGGCCAUCAGCGAGGAUCCUUGUACCGUAGUUUCUGUGACGUAUCGAAAUAUCACCAGGAUGCUUUCAGGGGUUUAUGUCACCAGAAAUGAGGAGGGUGAAGAAAUAGAGUACAAGUACAUAUCCCGUCUGGUCUCCGUGCAAGUUUCGGGUUGUUCCGCUAAUUUUCGGAGCAGCGUAGUUUUUCGGCACUCUAAUCAGAGUUUGUCCCCGAACGAUGGAUGGAGUGCCGAGUGCGCGCAGAGGAACUCAGGUACCGACUGGAGGUAUAAUGAUACAGGUGCAAGUGCAGGUUGCAGUUCAAAGUCACUCAGCCAAGAUCUAACGCGGUGUGAUUGCUUAGGUGGAGGAGAAAUUGCAUUGUUGGCAUUCAAAAUGCAAAUACAGAAAAGAAACGAGAUACCGUCCGCUCCGUACAAAUUGGCGUUUGUGGGCGCCUGCUGUUGUUUUUUGCAGAGCAGUUUAUGUCUUCUACUUCUGAUGGCGCAUUUUGUUUUAUGCAGAUGUUAUAUUACUUAUUUCAAGAUGCAAUGUUGUGCUUCUACGGCUAUUACUAGUGCACUUUUGGUCUAUGUCUUAAAAUCUCAACCAGAACAGCGUGUGGAGACAUUGCCCCUGUGGACCGGUACACUUCUUGCGGCCUCGAUGCUGUUGUCGCUGACGUCGCAAUUAGGGGCUUUGCUGUGUAUAUUUCGCACACGGGAAUCGGCCAGCCGCGCGACCGUCGGCGUUUGUUGCGGAUUACCGGUGUUGUGCGCGUUGGCCGGGCCGCUGGCGCACGCCUCCGCUGGGGAAAAGCACAAGGGAUGGGGGUUGCAAGUCGGAUCAACAGCAUUUCUAUUAUGCUGUGGGGCUGUUGCCUUGGUAUCUUUAGUAUUUGCUGCCUUGUAUGUAGCUGGGACGAGAAAACUCGAUUUGCUCGGCCGAAAACAAGAGGAUAAAAAUGAAACCAUCAGUAGACGAGUUGGACUCCUCCGUCGUUCUGGGAUAUUAUUUGCAUGUGGUCUGGCGCAUGCAGGGAGUGUUCUAGCCUUAUUUAAUUCCCCACAAGAACCUCAUGUGUUGUAUUCAGUUGCUGGCACAAGUUUGAUUCUGUGUAUAAUGAUCCUUACCUGUUACACCAUAAAACCAGAAUCGUCAGUAGGACUAAAAAAUCUCCAAGAAGCCAUAGAGUUUUCAAAAAGCAAAGAAAAGUCAGAAUUCAGUCCGAAAGCUAAACACAAACAACUCAGCUUUUUUACCAAGCAGGAUGGUGAAAUAGAAUCAGAAGGCGCAGCUCCACUUCCGAACACUCUGAUUUCAGGUAAUCUCAUUCCCGACAGGAGAUCAAAUACAACAGACGGCUGCGGGCAAAUUCGAUGCACCAGAAAUGUGUUGAGUUCUCUUACAAAUUGCGAGUGCAUUGAAAUGCAAGAACAAACAAGUUCUGAUAAUGAUCCAAGUGAAUCCCAGUGGGUGCGUGAUCCUCCUUGUUACCAAACAGCAUCCACACAAUUAUUAUUAUCUCAAGAAAAAGCUGGUGCAAAAAUCUUCGCCAGCAACCAGCAAUUCCGUGGCGCCCGAGUUUGCUUAGAACUAGGCGUGAUGCCCCCAACAGGUGGUCCAGGAGACCCAGGAGGUUUGGUGCUCUGCAGCGUCGACGUAGAACCUCUUUCAAAAGCACCAUUGUCACAACAACAAAAUCCUUUACUCAGAGGUCUCGAUAUAAUCAAAGAAAUCAAAGAAACCCAAGAAACCUCCCCCAGUCCAUCAAAUUCUUCCACUAAAUGUCCACAACCAUCAGCAGCACCACCGCCGAAGGAAGACAAAGACGAUGUCAUGUUGGAUCGGAUCACACAUGAUUUAGAUUAUCUUCUAAAUAGAAGUGAAGAAGAAACGCCCAAACCCGUCCCGGUUGUGAAAAUUACAAGAAGUUCGAAUGAAUAUCUUGCAGGAACUGUUAAAAGGAUGACUCCGGUUCCAGAAGUUGAUGAAAGUGGUAAAGACGUUAUUAUUGAUGAUAUUGCGAGGACGAAGUGCUAG